Molecule: messenger RNA, 345 nt
Organism: Porites evermanni
Lineage: Eukaryota; Metazoa; Cnidaria; Anthozoa; Scleractinia; Poritidae
Source: the annotation of a GenBank genome assembly
AUGAAUUCUUCUACACUGCACAUCAAGGGCGACCCACAGCCAAAGGGAGAAGAACCCACAAUGAAAGAACCAAAGUCACCAGCCUGCCUAUGCUGUAAUCAAGCUCACCCACUUACAGAUGUAAUGAAUUUAAAAGAAAGUCUGUACCUGAGCGCUAUGAGGUGGCCAAGAGUUUCAAGGUGUGCUUCAAUUGUCUCAAGCAGGGACAUAGAGUUAAUAAAUGCUCGAACAAAACUCAUUGCCAAGUCACUAACUGCAAGAGACAUCAUCACAGUCUGUUACACUGUGAACGUGCAACACCUCAGCCACUGCCUAGUCAGGACCCACAAACUCAGCCCCUGCUGA